GUGGCUCCACUGUGCGGGAUGAUACUACUACGUUCAUAUGCGAGUCUUUGACUUUUAUUCAAUCAGAGAUUCAGAGAUGAAGUCCUCAACUCCAGGCCAAAGAUUGGGGUCUCGCAAUUUCAGAAGCGAUGUGGGAUUCGAAGAAAGCUUCAAAAAAGAUGUCUACAACUCAAGUUCUCUAUUAGCUCUCGCUUGAAGUUGAAAGCCCGUCCGCUCCAUCUUCUGUAAUCCUUCAUAACAAUAAAGGUACACCUCUUCCUAUACAGGACAAUAUUCGUGUUUGGGUUCUUGGGACUGAAAGGGUUUAGUAGGGUCAUAAACACAUAACAGAUCUUAAAUUGAAGCAAAAACCAGUUGCACUCACAUAAGUCCCCCCUAGCCCGUGUAUGGGUGAAGAGGGAAUGGUGAUAAGUAAUGCAGAGAAUGCUAUUGUUAAGAAAAACCGAAAACUGACAAUUCUACCUCUUAUUGCUCUGAUAUUCUAUGAUGUUUCUGGGGGUCCUUUUGGUGUAGAGGAUUCAGUCAGAGCUGGAGGUGGCCCUUUAUUGUCUUUGCUUGGUUUUGUAAUAUUUCCCUUUAUUUGGAGUAUCCCAGAAGCUUUAAUAACAGCUGAGCUCGCUACAAGCUUCCCUGAAAAUGGUGGCUAUGUGCUUUGGAUAUCAGCAGCCUUUGGGCCCUUCUGGGGUUUCCAAGAAGGCUUUUGGAAAUGGUUUAGUGGGGUUAUGGACAAUGCCCUCUACCCUGUAUUGUUCCUUGAUUACCUUAAACAUUCAUUACCAAUCUUUAAUCAUUUAAUAGCUCGAAUCCCAGCUCUACUAGGAAUGACAGUCUCAUUGACAUACUUGAACUACAGAGGUCUCCAUAUAGUUGGGUUUUCAGCGGUAUCCCUCGCCGUUUUCUCGCUUUUACCAUUUGUUGUAAUGAGUGUUCUUUCAAUUCCACGGAUUAAGCCUAAGCAGUGGCUUGUUGUGGAUUUGAAAAAGGUGGAUUGGAGAGGGUACUUCAAUAGUAUGUUUUGGAAUUUGAACUAUUGGGACAAGGCAAGUACUCUUGCUGGAGAGGUUGAGAAUCCAAGUAAGACAUUCCCAAAGGCGCUUUUUGGAGCCGUGAUUUUGGUGGUUUCUUCAUACUUGAUUCCACUUCUUGCCGGGACAGGAGCUUUGAACUCCUCACCUAAUGAGUGGACUGAUGGGUAUUUUGCAGAAGUUGGUUUGUUAAUUGGUGGAUUUUGGCUCAAGUGGUGGAUUCAGGCAGCUGCUGCAAUGUCUAACAUGGGACUCUUUGAAGCAGAAAUGAGUAGUGAUGCUUUUCAACUUCUUGGGAUGAGUGAGAUGGGAAUGCUUCCAGCUAUAUUUGCUUCAAGGUCCAAGUAUGGGACACCCACCAUUAGCAUUUUGUGCUCUGCUUCUGGAGUCAUAUUCUUGUCAUGGAUGAGCUUUCAGGAAAUAUUGGAAUUUCUCAACUUCUUAUAUUCCAUUGGAAUGCUACUUGAGUUCGCAGCCUUCAUUAACCUGAGAAUCAAAAAGGCAGACCUUCACAGACCUUACAGAGUUCCCUUCCAAACAUUUGGUGCGAUAAUGCUGUGCAUUCCUCCUGCAAUUUUGCUUGUUCUUGUUAUGUGUUUGGCUUCCCUGAAAACAUUCUUUGUAAGCGGUGCAGUAAUCAUUUUGGGAGUCUUCUUGUACCCCUUUUCAGUUCUUGUAAAGGAAAGGAACUUGAUACCAUUCAUUGCAGAACAACAUGCUGUGCCUCCCAGCGUCUGCCUAAAAGACCAAUUGGUUGUGUCACAACUUCAUCAAGAAGCUGUCGAUGACGCCUCGGUUAGCCUUCUUUCAGAGUUAUCAGCUAAGACUGAGCAAGAAUCUUCAGAAAUCAGGUUGGAAGGAGUCCUGAAAAUCUAGUAGGAAGUCGCAUGUAACUGUAGAAAAACACUUGUACUGAUGGCUAACUUCACAAUUUCACAGGUUCAUAUAACACAUUAAUCUUUCAUAUACGGCAACAUCAUCAGACACAUCAGACACUAGGGUGUCAAACAUCACUUGGCCUACUUUAUGAGGAUCCAUUUUCCACUUAAAGCAGGCUAGUUGGGAUAUGUUUUGAAGCACAUUCUUGUUAGAACUCUAAACUGUUUCCAGGAAAGCCUAAAAAAAAAAGAUUGAGAAGAACACACCAGACACUAGCUAGAAAGAACAAAGUUUGGGCCAAAGAAGCAGCAAACAAAGAACAUCAUCAAUAAAAAAGCCAAUUUAUUUAAGACGUUUUGAGCUGGUUUUAGAAAUAAGCAGGUGUUUCGGCUUCUUUUUACCUUGUAUGCUUUCUUCAUUAGACUCGAUUAUCAAAUUCAUUACAGAUGCAGUAAUGUGAAUUCAGAAGCUCCUAAAAUUUGAUAUCCUCAAGGAGCUGUUUUUAUAUUUAUUUAAUAUAACUUUUGAGAAUA
Humulus lupulus (European hop) is the source of this 2437-nucleotide messenger RNA. Its product is annotated as probable polyamine transporter At3g19553. Gene Ontology annotation, biological process: transmembrane transport. The coding region runs from base 387 to 1901 and encodes 504 amino acids. The transcript is spliced from 2 exons. Gene Ontology annotation, cellular component: membrane. NCBI's taxonomy places the organism in Eukaryota, Viridiplantae, Streptophyta, Magnoliopsida, Rosales, Cannabaceae. The record is from RefSeq and is a predicted model, not a curated record. Gene Ontology annotation, molecular function: transmembrane transporter activity.